This is a messenger RNA of Wickerhamiella sorbophila, 1755 nucleotides long. RefSeq names its product General amino-acid permease GAP1. Gene Ontology annotation, molecular function: amino acid transmembrane transporter activity. The coding region runs from base 1 to 1755 and encodes 584 amino acids. Gene Ontology annotation, biological process: amino acid transmembrane transport. The record is from RefSeq and is a predicted model, not a curated record. Lineage: Eukaryota; Fungi; Ascomycota; Dipodascomycetes; Dipodascales; Trichomonascaceae. The transcript has a single exon. Gene Ontology annotation, cellular component: membrane.
AUGGACCCCACCAAGAUGACUGACUCCAAGGAGUUCGCUCGUGUAGCUGAAAUCAGCAGUCUUGAAGUGGGAGAGCAAGAAAGUAAACCUCAGGGUAGUUUAUUCCGAAGAGUUAUUGAUGGCUUCAAACCAGCGGAGAUAGACAAGGUCGACACCUCGGGCAUGUCCGAAGAAGAGAUCCAGGCGAUCAUGAUGUCGCGCCAACCCCUCAAACGCAAACUCAAGAACCGACACAUUCAGAUGAUCGCUAUUGGAGGAUCAAUUGGCUCGGGUCUAUUUAUUGGCUCUGGUGGCUCUUUCAAAACAGGUGGGCCGGCUGCUGUGGUUAUUGGUUUUGCUAUCAUUGGUUUCAUGCUGUUUGGAACAAUGAAUGCCCUCGGCGAGCUUGCGGUUCGCUACCCCAUUUCUGGUUCCUUUUCUGUGUUUUCUGUUCGCUUCCUUGAUCCCUCCUGGGGAUUUGCCAUGGGCUGGAAUUAUGCAGUCAUGUGGCUUGUGGUUUAUCCUCUUGAGCUUAUCGCGGCAGCCGUGGUGAUCAAUUACUGGAAGUACGAUGACAAUGGAGCGACCAAUGUCAACAAAGCUGCAUGGGUCUCAUUGUUUUAUGUUUUGAUUAGCGUUGUCAAUGUUUUUGGCGUGCGAGGAUACGGUGAGGUCGAGUUUAUUCUAGCUAUUGUCAAGAUAUUGGCUGUGGUGGGCUUCUGUAUUUUUGGCAUUGUGGUUGCCGCUGGUGGAGGACCUAGCCACAAGUACCUUGGUGCUCAUUACUGGCAUGACCCUGGAGCGUUUGCUCAUGGUUUCAAAGGUGUCGCAGCAGUGUUUGUUAACGCGGCAUUCGCGUUCACGGGAACAGAGCUUUCCGGUUUAGCAGCCGCAGAAGCACUUAACCCUCACAAAACUCUUCCUCGAGCAGUCAAGCAGGUGUUUUGGCGUAUUAUUUUGUUCUACAUUGUUUCGUUGACCAUUGUCUCCAUGUUGGUCCCUUAUAACAACCCCAAUCUUGGAACUGCCUCUGACGGUAGCGCUUCACCAUUUGUUAUUGCCAUUAAAAAUGCCGGUGUUAGCGGCCUGCCUUCGGUGUUCAACGUGGUUAUUAUUCUCGCUGUUCUGUCUGUUGCCAACUCUUCGGUGUAUGGCUGCUCGCGAACGCUCACAGCUUUAGCGCAUGUUAACAUGGCUCCUCGCUGGUUCAAGUACAUUGAUCGUGAGGGACGUCCUCUUGUUUCAAUUUUGUUCACCUUGGCAGUGGGUAAUCUCUGUUUCCUUUCGGCCUACGACGGCUAUGGCAAGGUAUUCGAUUGGCUCUUGGCAUUUACAGGUAUGUCCUCAAUUUUCACCUGGGGAUCGAUCUGCCUGUGUCAUAUCCGUUUCCGCCAUGGUAUGCGGGUGCAGGGUAGGUCUCUCGACGAGCUCACGUUCAAAGCACAAGCUGGUGUUUGGGGUUCCUGGCUUGGUUUCGCUAUCAACAUGGCAGUGCUGGGCCUGCAGUUUUGGAUGGCCCUGUUCCCUCCGGGCCAGUCACCGGACGCUCAAACUUUCUUCAAGAGCUAUCUGUCUGCGCCGGUUGUGUUGUUAUUCUACAUAGGGCACAGAAUCUGGACUCGAAACUGGAAGCCGUACAUUCGUGGCAAAGAUAUGGACCUCGAUAGUGGCAUGCGGCAGGUUGACAUCGAAGCCAUCAAGCGCCUUAACCAGGAGGAGGAUCUGCACAUCAAGUCGCGCUCUAUUUUCUACCGUAUUUAUCGCUUCUGGUGCUAA